AUGAAACAACCGUCACUCACAGACCUUCGCUUCAUUUCACCCAUGGCAUUGAGGUCGUGGUUUGCAUCCAAAUCGCCUUCCGGUAAUGGAAAGUUUGCUGUGGUCGACGUCAGAGAUUCUGACUUUGUUGGUGGUCACAUAAAAGGCUGCUAUCACUACGCAGCCGGCGAAAUAUACGAGACUUUACCUGAGCUCCGUCGCCGUCUCCUUGAAAACAAGAUCGAUGAUGUUGUUUUUCAUUGUGCCUUAUCGCAAGUACGGGGCCCGAAAUCAACACUAGUGUUUUUGAGAUCUUUGCAGGACUUGCCCAGUAAAGAACGCGAGGAUUUCAAGGAUAUGAACGUAUGGGUGUUGUCGGGUGGGUUUACUGCUUGGCAAAGACUCUACGGCAAAGACAAAGAAGUCACGGAGGGCUAUCAAGAGGACAUUUGGGCUUAA
Messenger RNA from Metschnikowia bicuspidata var. bicuspidata NRRL YB-4993, 438 nucleotides. RefSeq names its product phosphatase. Gene Ontology annotation, cellular component: nucleus; cytoplasm. The coding region runs from base 1 to 438 and encodes 145 amino acids. Gene Ontology annotation, molecular function: protein tyrosine phosphatase activity. The transcript has a single exon. NCBI's taxonomy places the organism in Eukaryota, Fungi, Ascomycota, Pichiomycetes, Serinales, Metschnikowiaceae. The record is from RefSeq and is a predicted model, not a curated record.